Messenger RNA from Colias croceus (clouded yellow), 1569 nucleotides. RefSeq lists its product as uncharacterized. The transcript is spliced from 2 exons. The record is from RefSeq and is a predicted model, not a curated record. Lineage: Eukaryota; Metazoa; Arthropoda; Insecta; Lepidoptera; Pieridae. Bases 1 to 1569 code for a protein of 522 amino acids.
AUGGAAAUAGGUAAAUUAAGUAAAGACAUCAGAACACAAAUGAAAAAAGAUCGUAAGAGUUAUAGACUAAAAAUCUUUGAGAAACAUAUUGUCAAGACAGGGGGAAUUAAAAAAGCUGUUAAGUUUAUGACAGAUAAAACAAACUGGAUACCAAAGAUGAAAGACCGAACGGACACGACGAAGACCAAAAGAUACGAUAUAUUAAACAUCGCUACCAAAUUCUACGAAGACCUGUAUUCCAAAAAAAUUAAAACCGACGAAACUGACUUACAGAGCAACGAAACUGUUCCACCAAUAUUAAAAGGAGAAAUAAUCAAAGCCAUAGAAACACAAAAAAUUGACACAGCUCCUGGACCAGACUCUAUCAGUAAUGCACUAUUAAUGGAGUGUAAAAGCGUUCUUGCACCAAUACUGCAAUAUAUCUUUAAUGACAUACUAGACACAGAAACCAUACCAACCCAGUGGGCAAACUCGUCAAUAACCCUUCUCCACAAAAAGGGAGAUAAGAAUGAAAUCAACAACUAUAGGCCCAUUAGCCUGAUGUCCAAUAUAUAUAAAGUAUUCGCAAAGAUCAUCCUCCGUCGAAUAACCAGGAAUCUAGACGAGAAUCAGCCAAGAGAACAGGCUGGAUUCAGGGCAGGAUAUUCGACGCUGGACCACAUACACGCAGGAGAUCCUAUUUCCCCUAAAUUAUUUACCGCGGUCUUAGAAGAGAUCUUUCGAAAACUCGAUUGGGAUCAAUAUGGCUUAAAUAUACAUGGACAACACCUAAACAACCUGCGCUUCGCCGAUGAUAUUGUUAUAUUCGCGGAAUCAAGUACUCAUCUCCGAAGCAUGCUAGAGGACCUAGAGAGGGAAAGUCGUAAAGUCGGCCUCACAAUGAAUAUAACAAAAACUAAAAUCAUGACGAACGCUACGGAAUCUCCUAUUAUAUUAAACAGUAAACCCAUUGAAUAUGUAAAAGAGUACACUUAUUUAGGCCAACAGAUAUCCAUAAAUAAUGUUAUGUCGAAAGAAAUAGAUACGAGAAUUGGUCUUGCUUGGAAAAGUCAUUGGAGACUGAAAGAAAUAAUGAAAAAUGAGGAAACAAAUGUAUACAUUAAGAAGAAGCUUUUUAACACAUGUGUAUUACCAGUUCUUACUUAUGGUUGCCAAACAUGGUCACUUACCAAAGCGCAAACCUCAAAAAUAAGGACAUGCCAGACGUCUAUGGAAAGGAGCAUGUUAAAUAUUAGGAAAAAAGACAGAGUAAGGAAUAAAACAAUCAGAAAGCGUACGAAAGUAGAAGAUGUAAUAUGUAAAACACGGAAGCUUAAAUGGGAAUGGACUGGCCAUAUAUUAAGAGGAUGCGAAAAAUGGAAUAGAACAUUGAUUUUUUGGUAUCCCAAAAAUGGAAAAAGGAAACGGGGGAGACAGAUUAGAAGGUGGGAAGACGAAAUCGUAGCAACAGCGGGAAAAACAUGGACGAGGACAGCACUGAACAGAAAAGAGUGGAAGGGAAUGGAGGAGGCCUUUGCCAAAUUAGGGCAAACAGACCAAUCUGCCGAUGUCGACUCAUCAGAGUCUUGA